AUGAACGAAAACAAAGUGACGAAGAGCGCGCGCGAAGUACAUACUGACCCCAGUCCCCAUCUCGCGGGCCGAAAGGUCACACUAGCGAUCAAUAGCAUUCAAAGGCUGCUGUCCAUCUGCAUCAGUAACAAAAUACGGAGAACGAUGUCCGCCUUGUGUGAGCGACUUUCGUCACUCUGUGGACGCAGUCAACGAGCUUCUGGCCGCCCUCUAUUACUUCGUCCAUUUUCACACUUGUUGUUCAUCCCACACGUGAAGCUGCUCACUCUUACGCUGGUCAAGGCCAGUCGUUGCAUACGGCUCUCGCGCAACACCAGGCUCAAACCUACGUGCUCCCAUAGUGGUGCUGUACGUGCCAGACUGUACCUUCGUGAUUACGGCUUCGUUGGACGCUGCUCAACACCUUCCUCAAGAUGCGUAUGUCGAAGUCGUUGUAGCUGGCGUUCGAAUCCUGCUUUACAUACGAAGAUUGGAGAUAAUUGCCGCCUCGGUAUUUUGUUCCGUAUCAAGACAUUUACAACUCAGGAAAGCUUGGCGGGAUACAUUUUGCAGCUCGACAGAUUUCUAACCCUUUGGGACGGUCUUUCGCCCGGCGUUGUAUCCUCCAAAGUUUGGAAGAUGGACUACGUCCGUUGA
This is a messenger RNA of Sparassis crispa, 636 nucleotides long. RefSeq lists its product as hypothetical. The coding region runs from base 1 to 636 and encodes 211 amino acids. The transcript is spliced from 4 exons. NCBI's taxonomy places the organism in Eukaryota, Fungi, Basidiomycota, Agaricomycetes, Polyporales, Sparassidaceae. The record is from RefSeq and is a predicted model, not a curated record.